This is a messenger RNA of Phycodurus eques (leafy seadragon), 1493 nucleotides long. RefSeq names its product ly6/PLAUR domain-containing protein 1-like. The transcript has 3 exons. The coding region runs from base 123 to 533 and encodes 136 amino acids. Gene Ontology annotation, biological process: acetylcholine receptor signaling pathway. Gene Ontology annotation, molecular function: acetylcholine receptor inhibitor activity. NCBI's taxonomy places the organism in Eukaryota, Metazoa, Chordata, Actinopteri, Syngnathiformes, Syngnathidae. The record is from RefSeq and is a predicted model, not a curated record.
CCCCACGAGGAGCGUGGAGGAUGCUGACGAGGGCGAGCGUGUGUGCGCUUUAUCUGUGACGCUUAGUCCCGCGGUUAGCCUUCUGAGCAACUUUCUCCCGGUCGGAUGCCCUCCCGGGAGACAUGCGUCUGCUGGUUUUGGCGACUCUUUUUGGAGUCCUGGUUCACGCAGGAGAUGCUCUUCAGAUCCAGUGUUACCAGUGUGAGGAGAUGAAGCACAAUGACUGCUCAACGCCUGAGUACAUCGUCAACUGCACCGUCAACGUGCAGGACAUGUGUCAGAAGGAGGUGCUUGUCAAACCUGAUGGGAUUUAUUAUCGGAAGUCAUGUGCAUCAUCCGCAGCGUGCCUCAUCGCCUCCUCUGGCUACCAGCAGUUCUGCACUGGGAGGCUGAACUCUGUCUGCAUUUCCUGCUGCAACACAGCGCUCUGCAACGGGCCCAAGAGGAAGCGGCCCGUUCCCUCGAUUGCAGCGCCCAGCCCACAGAUGAGCGGGAUCCUCACUCUCCUUCUGCCGCUUCUUUCUCAGGCAUAGACGCUACCUGCAUCACAUACAUGCUUGUUCGGUCAAAACCAUGGGAUCGUGGAUGGUUUUUAUUAAAGCUUGUUGCUGCACACAUCCAAAAAGUACUUUAGGAACAUCCUGAACCCUGCCAGUACCAGUGGGAAUCUCAGUGGACACGCCUUCUCAAUCACUGUCUGUACUGUGGACUAGAAUCCUGCACACUUUGUUUUGUGUGAAAAAAUAUGAGGUGGACUUUUGCUCUGGUCAUUAUCUGCUGUCACAGCUGCUACUAUAUGUUUCAUAAAUUGCCUUGCACUUUGUGUUUCUGUAGUUGCCAAGUGAGCGUUUUUGCACCUCCCUUUCUUAUGUGUUCAAUACUUUUUUCGCUGUCUCAUUUCAAAUUUUUCGGGCGAGAGGCGGGAUACGCCCCGAACUGGUCGCCAGCCAAUCGCAGGGCACAUAUAAACAAACAACCAUUUGCACUCACAUUCACACCUACGGGCAAUUUAGAGUCUUCAAUUAACCUAGCUUGCAUGUUUUUGGCAUGUGGGAGGCAACUAGAGUACCUGGAGAAAACCCACGCAGGCACAGGGAGAACAUGCAAACUCCACACAGGCGAGGCCGGGAUUUGAGCCACGGUCCUCAGAACUGUGAGGCAGAUGUGCUAACCAGUCGUCCACCAUAUAUAUAUAUAUAUAUAUAUAUAUAUAUAUAUAUAUAUAUAUGUAUUAUUACUUUACACAUGGUGUAAGAGACAGCCCUCAAGAACAACAAGUGGGAAUUGGGUGAAGGCAACAGAAGGACCAUAAGCCCAAUUUUACUCCCUCUUGAGAGCGGCUUCAGGUUAUUAUUAGUGUUUAGCAGAUUGGUGUAUGAUCCAAUGUUCAGUUAUUUCAAAAUAAAUGACACUUUCAUGCUUGCAUGAAAUUCUUUCCUCAAUAUGUAUAGUUUUUGUUUAGAAUCUACUGUGUUAAAAUAUCAUUGCUUUGU